CUCAAAUCACCUCAUAACCAAGCUGCACCGCAGCAACUAAACUUUAGUCAUCUCAUCAGGAGCUCGAUUAGGUGCUGAUCCAGUAUGGCGAAGAAGGCGCCGACGGCCCUAGCGGUUCUGGCUCUCGGGCUUUCGCUGCUAUGCGCCGCCAGCCCGUCCGCCGCGCAGAACUGCGGCUGCCAGUCAGACUACUGCUGCAGCCAGUUUGGCUACUGCGGCACGACCGAGCCCUACUGUGGCAAGGGGUGCCGGUCGGGCCCGUGCUGGGGUAGCAGCACCGGCGGCAGUGGCGCGAACGUGGCCAACGUCGUCACCGACGCGUUCUUCAACGGCAUCAAGAACCAGGCCGGGGCCGGAUGCGAGGGCAAGAACUUCUACACGCGGAGCGCGUUCCUGAACGCCGUGAACUCGUACUCCGGCUUCGCGCGUGGCGGCUCGGAGGUCGAGGGCAAGCGCGAGAUCGCCGCCUUCUUCGCCCACGUCACGCACGAGACCGGACAUUUCUGCUACAUCAGCGAGAUCAACAAGAACGACGCCUACUGCGACGCCAACAACAGGCAGUGGCCGUGCGUCCCGGGGAAGAAGUACUACGGGCGCGGCCCGCUGCAGAUCUCGUGGAACUACAACUACGGGCCUGCCGGGAGGGACAUCGGCUUCGACGGGCUCGGCAACCCGGACAGGGUGGCGCAGGACCCCGUGAUCGCGUUCAAGACGGCGCUCUGGUUCUGGAUGAACAACGUGCACCAAGUGAUGCCGCAGGGGUUCGGCGCCACGAUCAGGGCCAUCAACGGCGCCCUCGAGUGCAACGGGAGGAACCCCGACCAGAUGAACGCCCGGGUGCGCUACUACAGGCAGUACUGCAAGCAGCUCGGCGUCGACCCGGGGAACAACCUUACCUGCUAGAGGCGGUGUCGCCGUGUCGGGUUCAUGCAUGCUUGAGCGCUGUGCGUCGCGCACUCGUAAAGUAGUAGUGAUAAUAAAACGCAGGGGUGGACCUGUGUAU
Setaria italica (foxtail millet) is the source of this 1003-nucleotide messenger RNA. Its product is annotated as endochitinase A. Lineage: Eukaryota; Viridiplantae; Streptophyta; Magnoliopsida; Poales; Poaceae. The transcript has 2 exons. The record is from RefSeq and is a predicted model, not a curated record. Gene Ontology annotation, molecular function: chitin binding; chitinase activity. Bases 85 to 903 code for a protein of 272 amino acids. Gene Ontology annotation, biological process: chitin catabolic process; carbohydrate metabolic process; cell wall macromolecule catabolic process.